This is a messenger RNA of Syngnathus typhle (broad-nosed pipefish), 7092 nucleotides long. RefSeq names its product son of sevenless homolog 2 (Drosophila) (gene sos2). Gene Ontology annotation, cellular component: plasma membrane. Gene Ontology annotation, molecular function: protein heterodimerization activity; guanyl-nucleotide exchange factor activity. Lineage: Eukaryota; Metazoa; Chordata; Actinopteri; Syngnathiformes; Syngnathidae. Gene Ontology annotation, biological process: positive regulation of GTPase activity; Ras protein signal transduction. The transcript is spliced from 22 exons. The record is from RefSeq and is a predicted model, not a curated record. Bases 855 to 4832 code for a protein of 1325 amino acids.
GUAAGCAAGCAGGCAGGCAGGCAGACAGCGGAGUUGCCCCGAACGAACAUCUUGUCCGACUUCCCAAAGCGAACCCAAAACCAUCCCGGCUGGCUGCGCCUCCUCCUCCUGCGCCGCACCGCUCACAGAAGACUUUCCCACGGCGGGACUUGACCGUGUCGCCACCCUUGUUGACUUUGGGACCACUGCUGUGCGACUAUUUUCUUUUGUUUUGUUUUUGUUUGAGGGAGGAUUUUCAACGCUUCCAAGCUGUCCGCAUGUGACGGCGGAGAAAGUGUCUUGUUCGUCGGAGGCCAGCGGCGGCUUUGCUCCGCCGAGCUAACGUGCUAGCGUUACAGGUGUCUUCGAAGGCGCCCCGGAACCCACCGCGUUCCCAAUUUUGCCCGUUAUCGGGCUUCUUGGCCCCAAAUGCCGCCACUUGAUUCAACUUAACGUGCCUGUAAUCGUUUAGAACCGGCGAGGGUGUCGCUUAGCCACCUUGUUGUUAGCCGUUAGCUUCCGAGUUAGCCGCCGUGCUGUGUUUACACCGAACGGUGGGCUAACCCCCCUCGUUAGCCGGCAAAGCUAACGAGUGGACCCCGGAGCUACAUGUGCCUAACCCCGAAUGUAGAUUGCUUUUCAACGCCUUAACGCAACGACCUCCCCGCCCAGCCCGGUUCGUAUACGAUCGAAGCCAACCGGCCGCGUUGGACGGACGAACAGACGGACUCUUUCGCCGUGCUCGCCGCCCUGGACUGACCCACCCACCCACAAAAGCGGGCUAACUAUCCGCCGGGGCCGAUGCUGACAGUUCGGGCCGGAGCACGGCAACGCCAGGAGCCGCCACCGCAGCAGAAGCAGCAGCAGCAGCAGCGAUGCAGCCCCAGCAGAUCUACGACUUUUCCAGUGACGAGAACAGUCACAAGUGGAGAGGCCUCUUCGUGCAAGCCCUGCGCAAGGUGCAGAAGCAGGUCCACCCCAACCUCCAGGCCAAGGAGGACGCCCUGCAGCACAUUGAGGAGCUGAUCCUGCAGCUUCUCAACAUGCUGUGCGUGGCGCAGCCUCGCUCCGUGCAGGACGUGGAGGAGCGAGUUCAGAAGACCUUUCCCCACCCGAUAGACAAGUGGGCCAUCGCCGACGCGCAGUCGGCCAUCGAGAAGCGGAAGAGGAGGAAUCCCCUGCUUCUCCCCGUGGACAAGAUCCACCCGUUGCUUAAGGAGGUGCUGGGCUACCGAGUGGACUACCACGUGUCGUUGUACAUCGUGGCCGUGGUGGAGUACAUAUCGGCGGACAUUUUGAAGUUGGCGGGCAACUACGUGGGCAACAUUCGCCACUACGAGAUCAGCCAGCAGGACAUCAAAGUGUCCAUGUGUGCCGACAAGGUGCUGAUGGACAUGUUCGACCAGGAGGACGACAUCGGCCUGAUGUCGCAGUGCACCGACGAGCCCUCCACGUCGGGCGAGCUCACGUACGACGACCUGGUGCGGCUGGAGAUCGCCGAGGAGCGCCAGUACCUGCGCGAGCUGGACCUCAUCAUCAAAGUGUUCCGUCACCACUUCCUGUCCAACUCCAAAAUCUUCACGCCGCGGGACGUGGAGGUGAUCUUCAGCAACAUCCUGGACAUCCACGAGCUGACGGUCAAGCUGCUCGGCCUCAUCGAGGACGCCGUGGAGAUGACGGCAGACGGCAGCCCUCACCCUUUGGUGGGCAGUUGCUUCGAGGACCUGGCCGAGGAGCAAGCGUUCGACCCCUACGAGACGCUCUCCCAGGACAUCCUCAGCAAAGACUUCCACGAGCACUUCAACAACCUGAUGGCCCGGCCCACCGUGGGCCUCUACUUCCAGUCUGUAGCAGAAGGCUUCAAAGAGGCCGUUCAGUACGUCCUUCCGCAGCUGAUGAUGGUGCCUGUGUACCACUGCAUGCACUACUUUGAGCUCCUGCAGCAACUUCAGGAGCGCAGUGAAGACCAGGAUGACCGGGAGUGUCUGAAGCAGGCCAUCACGGCGCUACUCAACCUCCAGUCCAGCGUGGAACGCAUCUAUGGCAAGCAGCAGCCACGGCGAAAGCCCGGCGAGCCCAUGUACCGCCUGUACAGUCGACAGAUCCGUAGCAAGCAGCUAGCCAUCAAGCGCAUGAACGAGAUCCAAAAGAGCAUCGACGGCUGGGAGGGCAAGGACAUCGGCCAGUGUUGCAGCGAGUUCAUCCUGGAGGGCCCGCUGCUGCGCGCCGGCGCCAAGCACGAGCGCCACAACUUCCUCUUUGACGGCCUCAUGAUCAGCUGCAAGGCCAACCAGAGCUCGCGGCUGCCGGGCUCGGGGAGCGGCGCCGAGUACCGCCUGAAGGAGAAGUUUGUGCUGCGCAAAGUGCGCAUCGUGGACCGCGAGGACUCGCCGGAGCUGCGGCACGCCUUCGAGCUGAUGGGCAAGGACGAGAACUGCGCCGUCUUCUGCGCCCGGACCGGCGAGGAGAAGGCGGCGUGGAUGGCGGCGCUGGUCACGCUGCAGUACCGCUCCACGCUGGACCGCAUGCUGGACACGGAGCUGCAGCACGAGGAGCGGGCGCACCCGCUCCGGCUGCCCUCGCCGGAGCUUUACCGCUUCGCCGUGCAGGACUCUGAGGAGAACAUUGUGUUUGAGGACAAAGUGCAGAGCAAAACGGGCAUCCCCAUCAUCAAGGCGGGCACGGUGGUCAAACUCAUCGAGAGGCUCACCUACCACAUGUAUGCCGAUCCAAACUUUGUGCGCACUUUUUUGACCACGUACCGAUCCUUCUGCAAGCCUCAGGAGCUUCUGACACUGCUGAUUGACAGGAUCGAAAUCCCAGAACCGGAGCCCACGGAGGAAGACCGGCAGGCCCUGUGGAACGGCGACCAGCCCAUGGCGGCUGAGCUCCAGAGGUUCCGCAAGGAAUAUGUGCAGCCGGUCCAGCUCAGGGUUCUCAACGUAUUCCGUCAGUGGGUGGAGCAUCAUUUCUAUGACUUUGAAAACGACCCCGAGCUGAGGACUCGCUUAGAGGAAUACAUCAAGAGCAAAAUCCAACUGCGAGGCAAGUCCAUGCGCAAGUGGGUGGAGUCCAUCAACAAGAUCAUCCGGCGCAAGCUGCAGACGCAGUCCAACGGCGUGAGCCACAACCUCACCUUCGGCAGCACGCCCCCGCCCAUCGAGUGGCACAUCUGCCGCGCCGGCCAGGUGGACUCCUUCGAUCUCAUGACCCUGCACCCCAUCGAGAUCGCCCGGCAGCUGACCCUGCUGGAGUCCGAGCUCUACAGAGCCGUGCGUCCGUCUGAGCUGGUGGGAAGCGUGUGGACCAAAGAGGACAAAGAAAAGAACUCGCCCAACCUGCUCCGGAUGAUCCGACACACCACCAACCUCACGCUGUGGUUUGAGAAGUGCAUCGUGGAGACCAUGAACCUGGAGGAGCGCGUGGCGGUGUGGACACGCGUCAUCGAGAUCCUGCAGGUCUUUCAGGAGCUCAACAACUUCAACGGCGUGCUGGAGGUGGUCAGCGCCAUCAACUCGGUCCCGGUCUACCGCCUGGACCACACCUUUGAGGCCAUACCGGAGAGGAAGAAGAGGAUCCUGGAGGAGGCUGUGGAACUGAGUCAAGACCAUUUCAAGAAGUACUUAGCCAAACUCAAGUCCAUCAACCCGCCCUGCGUGCCUUUCUUUGGGAUCUACCUUACCAACAUCCUCAAGACGGAGGAGGGCAACCCAGACUUCCUGAAACGCCACGGCAAGGAGCUGAUCAACUUCAGCAAGAGGAGGAAAGUGGCGGAAAUCACCGGCGAGAUCCAGCAGUACCAGAACCAGCCUUACUGCCUUAACGUGGAGCACGACAUCAGGCGGUUCUUUGAGAACUUAAACCCGAUGGGAAACAGGAGCGAAAAGGAGUUUUCAGACUACUUGUUCAACAUGUCCAUGGAGAUCGAGCCCAGGAACUGCAAACAAGCGCCUCGAUUUCCCAGAAAGACGACCUUCACGCUGAAAUCGCCCGGGAUCCGGCCCGUGCGAACCGUCAACGUGAAGGCCCUGGAGAGGGAGCCGCACCACAAGCUCACCUUCCGGAGCAUCGCCGAGACGGACCCCGAGACGCCGGCUUCCGCCUCGGUGCCCACCUCCCCCAACACGCCCACCCCGCCGCAGUCGGCCUCCUCGGACCUCAGCUCGGUCUUCAUGGAUCACGACCUCAGCAGCUCCUACGGCGGUGCGUUUGAGGCCCGUGUGGAAUUUGGAGCCAUUCUACAUAUUAGUAAAGAGUUCCAGUCGGUGUCAUGCGGCAGCCUCCACCAGCUGGGGGAGGAGCUCCUCAAACCGCCGCCACUUCCGCCUCGAAGGAAGGACACCAUGUCGGAAAGCAAAAGCUCUCGGUCGGACAGCCCCCCCGCCAUCCCCCCACGGCUGCCGCCGCCGCUGCCCAGGACGCAGCCGCGGACGCCGGGCUACAACGGCCCCUUGGACGGCCCCCUGCCCAGCCCUCCCCCGCCUCCCCCCCGGGACCCGCUCCCCGACACGCCGCCGCCCGUGCCCCAGCGGCCCCCGGAGAUCUUCAUCAACUACCCGUUCAACCUGCAGCCCUCGCCCGUGGGCCGCUACCACUGGGACUUCGGCAGCUCGCCCGCUUCGCCCAACACGCCGCCCGGCACGCCCUCGCCUCGCGUUCCCCGCCGGAGCUGCCCGCUCAGCGCCAGCCAGAACAGCCUGUGUCCGCUCCCGGCGCCCAUCAUCGCCGCCCCGCCCGUGCCCCCUCGCCACAACUCCAGCCCGCAGUUGCCCAAGCUCCCCCCAAAGACGUACAAGCGCGAGCUGCUGCACGGACUUUCGCUGGUGGAAAACAGCGCCGCGGGGGACCCGUAGGCCACGCCUUCUUUUUUUGCGAACCCUCCAUGUUGAUAAGGGCCGCGGGGACCUUAUGGGCGGCACGUCGGCCUCUCAGUUCUGAGCCUUGGGUCUCUGCUCUGGCCUUCCUGUGAGCAGUUUGCAUGUCAACCCACCCCCUCCCCGUGCUUUCCCGCCACUGUCCAAAAAGGUGCAUGUUAGCUUCACUGACGACUCAAAAUUGGCCAGAGUGGAUCUUAGUUUCUCUAAAUGUGCCCCCGCAGUCGGCUGGCGACCCCGUCCAGGGUCGACCCUGACUUUUGCCUGCCGCCAGCCCGGAUAGGAUCCAGCUCACCUGCCGCUCUUAAUUAAGAGGACAAGCGCUUUAGAAAUGGAAUGGAUGGAUCAUUUUGUUGGGUUACAAAUCUCUUCUUCAGCAGGUAAAAUGCAUUUUCUGUUGGGGUGAUGUCUGAAGGUUGACAAGUCGCAUCCAGUGGAAGUGCGUUUUUUGGAUCUUGGGUUUGCAGUUGCGAGGUUCCGGGUUCCCAUCGCAACUCCGGCGACCCGGGGCUCCCUGCCACAUUCCAACGACAUGCACGCGAAGAUCCAUCUCAGACUCAAAAUUGCCCACAGCGUGAACGUCAGCGUCGACGCUUGGGUGAGCAUAUCUGCGAUUGGUCCAGGCUGCCCAACGUCAGCUGGGAUAAGCUCCAGCUCAUCCGACCCCAAUGAAAUCAAGCACUAUAGAAAAUGGACGAUUGUCUAAUGGUGCACUUUAAAAACAGUUGGGCCAAAAAUAAUCCAGUACUUGGGCAAAAGAGGACAGAACACCACUCGAGUCGAUCUGACCUUCUUUCUUUUUUUUUUUUUUUGACCCGACUGUUUUUAGUGUUUGCCCUGCAACCAGUCCAGGGGGUAGCUCGCUUUUUGCCCAAAGACGGCUAGGAUAGGCUCCAGCUUCCCCACCCGUGACCCAAAUGAGGACAAGCACUCUACAAAAAAUGGACGGCUAGGUGGCUAAAUAGAAAAUGGUCGCAUCCCAUUUGGGGAAAGUUCUCACUGUUGUAGCUUCAACUGUUACGCUUCUUUCUCACCGAACAGCUGCCAAAGUCUUAUCUGUAUUUUAUGCAGGGGGAUAAGGGAAAGGGAUUCUUUGUUUGCUUUUGCGCCUUUUUUUUUUCGUUUUAUACAUGACUUGCAAAAGGUGACCGUGAUUCCGCCAUCCCCUCAACUCUACACUGUGACUGUUUCCAAGACACACAAAAAGUUGCCUUCCCCCAUCCCCCCCUCAGCGCUCCGCCCCGCCCCCUCCGCCGACAUCCCGGCUCGGAUUCUUUGCACAUCGAGCUCAGGCGAACUUUGAUUCCCGUCAAGCCACGAUGUCAAAACGGCGGACAUCGGAAUGACCCUGACCUAAGCGCCAAAUACCCACAAACUCCCCCCCCCCCCGCCCCACCCAGGACUGAGAAUCCAGCCAACCGCGCCGCUCGGAUGUGCCUUUUUGUUUUGUUUUCUACUUAACGGUGUCUCUAAUAAUAUGCUAAAAUGGAAACAAAAAAAAAAUAAGAAACAAGUUGCCUAUGUAAGGUUUAGAACAAAAAGCUAUACGACUAUGAACUUGUACAUGUUUGUGGAUAGUGUGUGUGUGUGCGUCUGUGCGUGUGGGUGUCAGUGUGUGUGUAUGUAUAUGUGUAUAUAUAUUCGAUGUAUACAUACACAUACAUACACACUGACUAAAUAAUUUGUAUAAAGUCAAGUUUCUGGUUGUACUCUCAUCCGUAGCUGUUCAGUUCAAUAAUGCCUAAUAAUAAUCACAUUCAUAAUAAUAAUGAGCGAUGCUGCUACGGUCAGAUAAAAACCAGAAAGACAACUAAUGCACUUACAUGACAAUCUCCAGUGGAAGCCGUUUUGUUCCUCUCUGAAGUUGUAAGAAAACCACACACACGAUACGGCGAUCACUUCAUCUUGCUAAGAUUCAUUCAAGGCUUUUUUUUUUUUUGAGGGGGGUCGGGGACACGCGCACUUUAGGCCGUCCCGUUUGAGGAGCCAGGGUACCCCCCGCACGCAAAUUAAAAAAAAAAAGACGUCAAACAGUCCCCAGCUCCCAUCAUGAUGACGCUGACCACCCACCACAAGCCGCUUCUUUGAAUGGAGAAGCAAAAAAAAUUAUUUUUUCCAGUCAGUAUUUUUUUUUUUUUUUUGCUGGGUUCUCCGGAUGAUAUGUGGCCUUUUAACACCUUUGUAUUAUUAUUAACAGUCUUGAGUUGAAUAAAUUACCCAGUCUUAUUUUCUACUCUAA